UCAGAACUGUCGUUUCCGAUGAACUUUGACCCCACAGACUUGAUUCAAAGUCAUCGAAACAUACAUACGCACUUUACUCAGCUUAUGGACCUGCUUGGAAGACUAAUUAACAUGCGAAAAUCUUGCUCCGAAGUCGGAAGACAAAGCCCGUCCUCUGAAAUGUGCAUCACCACGGGCAGACCUUUGUUUAUUAUUUCAGUGACAACCGCCUGACGCAGCCACGUGCCUGGGUCGUUUUUCAUGCACAAUGUCUCCCUCGGAACUCGACCAAUGAGUGGGGUCCGUCGGUCUGAAAAAAAUGCCAGCCACACUGUGUCAGCUCUGACACUGAUGUAUCCCAGAGGUCGGACGGACCAUCAAGGCCGCGCCUCUGUGUAUACACGGCGCGGUCUCGUCUGGGUCAGUCCGGCGCGACCGGCGGUCUCCGACCUCACGAGCCGCUCCCUCCGUCGUCCGGCAGCGGGACGGUAGAGGAGGACGGUGGUGAGGAGGGGAGCGGCACCGAUAGCCAGCCCUGAUGCUGGUGGUGCGGGUGGUACCGGUCGGACGGUCCCGGCUGGUCAGUGCCGCGGUCCGGCGGCGGCCGAUGUCGGCGCUGACCGGGUUCGCUCCCACCGCCUCCAUCCUGACUACACCGGCACGCUGCAACAGCCAGCUCGCCGCCGACGCACACAGAAGACGGCACAAAAAUGUAAUCACCGGCCCGGACGCCGUCGCGCUGCGUCUCCACAGAGGGCACCUGGUGGUUCAGCACCCCCGCUGGCCGGUGGACGACGCCUUCUUCUCGCUGGCCUGGCUGCGGGACCACUGUCGAUGUCGACACUGCUACGACGACUCCACAUUCCAGAGAAAGACUGAUGUGCGUCAGCUCUCAUCCGUGGGCAAUCCUCUGCAGUUCAACGUGAACUCGACGGGAACCGUGCUGGAGAUCAUAUGGCACGACGGCCACCAGUCCGAGUACAGUAUGCGGUGGCUCUGGGAGAACAGCUAUGUGGGCGCCAGGCACAGAGAGCAGCGCCAGAGCCGGCUCUGGCAGAGGUGCCUCUGGGACGGCCGACGGACCUCGGCGGAGGACCUGACCUCCGUGGUGUACGACUCCUUUAUGAGCACCGAGGAGGGCGUCCGUAGGCUGAUGAAGGGUUUCCUGACGCACGGCGCUGCUGUCGUCACUGGGGUGGCGCCCACACCCGCAGCGACCCAGGCCGUGGUGGAGCGGGUGGGCGUCGUACAGCACACCAUGUUCGGCGGUGUGUGGGAGUUUACAGCCAACGGACGACACGCGGAUACUGCCUACGGCCGGGACGAGCUGCUGCCGCACACGGACGGCACCUACUACAGCGAGCCGCCCGGUGUGCAGGUGUUCCACUGCCUGGCGCAUGACGGUCACGGCGGCGAGACCACGCUGGUGGACGGGUUCGCGGCGCUGCACGCCCUCCACCAGGCCGACCCGGCCGCCUACGAGCUGCUGUCGCGCGUGCCGUGUGCCGGUGAGUACCGCGACCCUUCCCGGCGGCUGCACAUGGUCGGCGACGGGCCCGUGAUCGCCCACCGCGCCGGCGCGGAGCCUACGCCCGAGAGCCUGCUGCGGCUGCGCUUCAACCCGUACGACCGAGCGGCGGCGCGGCGCGGCGAGCCCGCGGAGGUGGAGGCCUUCUACGGUGCGUACGGCCGGCUUACGGAGCUGCUCUGGGACGCGCGGCGCCGACUGCGACUCAAACUGAGACCUGGCACCGUCAUUCUGAUCGACAACUGGCGCGUGCUGCAUGGCCGCGCCGCGUUCACCGGGCGGCGGCAUAUGUGUGGUGCCUACAUGGCACGCAGCGAUGUCCUCAGUCGCGCCAGGUCUGUGGGGCUACUAAUCUAGAUGCCACGCCUUGUCUAUCGAACAGCAAAACCGCCAGUCUUCCGUACAAGGAC
Messenger RNA from Amphibalanus amphitrite, 1917 nucleotides. RefSeq names its product trimethyllysine dioxygenase, mitochondrial-like. The transcript is spliced from 7 exons. Gene Ontology annotation, biological process: carnitine biosynthetic process. Bases 518 to 1864 code for a protein of 448 amino acids. Gene Ontology annotation, cellular component: mitochondrion. Lineage: Eukaryota; Metazoa; Arthropoda; Thecostraca; Balanomorpha; Balanidae. The record is from RefSeq and is a predicted model, not a curated record. Gene Ontology annotation, molecular function: trimethyllysine dioxygenase activity; iron ion binding.